AUGGCACGCAUCAAGACGCGCAUCCUCAUCAUAUCCGACACCCACGGACACACCCCCGCCUCCUCGCGCGCAUCCGCCGACCUCUCCCCCACCAGCGACUUCGCCGUCGCCGUGACGGGCUACCGGCUGCCUCUGCCCGCCGCCGACGUCGUCCUCCACUGCGGCGACCUCACCACGCGCAGCACGCCCCCUGAGCUGUCCCGCACCCUCAACAUGCUGCGGGGCCUCCGGGCGCCGCUCAAAAUCAUCAUCCCCGGCAAUCACGACCGUCUGCUCGACGCCGCGUUUUGGCACGACGACGCCGGCGGCUACAACGACCCCGAGUACCACACCGAAGCAUUGGAGCUCCUGCGAGCGGCCGAGGAGGACGAUGGCAUCGUGUACAUCGGCGGCCACAGCGAGGGCGCGCACACGUUCCCGCUCGCCAACGGCGCCGUGCUGCGCCUCUACGCGAGCCCCUGGACGCCCGAGUACGGCGUCUGGGGCUUCCAGUACCGCCCCGAGGACGGGCACGCCUUUGACAUACCCGCCGGAAUAGACAUUGCCAUGACGCACGGCCCACCCCGCGACGUGCUCGACCUCGCCGGCUUCGCGCUGCCGCAGUUCAACAUGCAGCCAACGCCCGCCGGCUGCCCGGACCUGUUUGCCGCCGUGGCGCGCGCCCGGCCGCGCGUGCACUGCUUCGGCCACAUUCACGAAGCGUGGGGCGCGUACCUCGCCCGGUGGAAGACGGGGGAUCAUGCCCCAGGGCCUGCCACGGCGGAGCAGGCCAUUGACGCGGCCCGGUCCAGGAGCAUCGUCGCGCUGGCGGACAUCAAGCCCAUGACGCAUCUGCACCCGCCGGCGACGCCGGCGCAGGUGGAGCAGCUGAUGGACUGGAGCGCCAAGAUGGGCGUGUCGAUUGACUGGGAGAAGGAGACUGGCGCAGCGGAUGAGGACGGCCGGGUCGGAGGCGAGCACACGCUGUUUGUGAAUGCGGCGAUUGAAGGGUACCGGCAGGAGCCGUCGCAGUUGCCGUUCAUUGUGGACAUGUUGUUAGACGAGGUGCCGCCGUCGAGCAGUUGA
Messenger RNA from Cordyceps militaris CM01, 1065 nucleotides. RefSeq names its product Metallophosphoesterase. The transcript has a single exon. The record is from RefSeq and is a predicted model, not a curated record. NCBI's taxonomy places the organism in Eukaryota, Fungi, Ascomycota, Sordariomycetes, Hypocreales, Cordycipitaceae. The coding region runs from base 1 to 1065 and encodes 354 amino acids. Gene Ontology annotation, molecular function: hydrolase activity.